Molecule: messenger RNA, 1401 nt
Organism: Aspergillus niger
Lineage: Eukaryota; Fungi; Ascomycota; Eurotiomycetes; Eurotiales; Aspergillaceae
Exons: 4
Coding region: 1-1401 (466 amino acids)
Biological process (GO): tRNA processing
Molecular function (GO): tRNA dihydrouridine synthase activity; flavin adenine dinucleotide binding
Source: RefSeq, a predicted model, not a curated record
AUGGCGGUCCCGGAGACACAGCCCGCUCCGCAAGGAAGCGUUGCCGACCAGAAUGCGCCUAUAGCUGCUGCUGCUGAACCGAGAAAGAAGCUCCUUGGAAGACAGUUCUACGAAAGUAUUGGAAGCCCGAAGUACAUUAUUGCACCUAUGGUGGACCGGUCUGAGUUUGCGUGGCGCAUGCUCACUAGGUCGUUCAUGACACCGGAAGACCAGAAAAAGGUUCUCGCAUACUCCCCCAUGUACCACGCGCGCUUGUUCCGUGAGCAAGCGAAUGAUGAAUCGCCGUAUCUCGACGGAAACCCUUCGUUCGAUCGGCCUCUAUUCGUACAAUUCUGCGCCAAUGAUCCUGAUGAUUUCUUGGAGGCCGCGCGUCAUGUGGCACCAUAUUGCGAUGCAGUGGAUCUCAAUCUGGGAUGUCCCCAAGGUAUUGCGAAGAGGGGUCACUAUGGUGCUUUCCUUCAGGAGGACUGGGACCUGAUUUACAGGCUGAUUAACCGACUUCACAACGAACUCUCGAUCCCAGUCACUGCCAAGUUUCGUAUUCAGGAAACGAAAGAGAAAACGCUCGAAUAUGCGAAGAUGAUCUUGUCUGCUGGUGCAAACAUAAUCACUGUGCAUGGACGGAGAAGAGAACAGAAAGGUCACAACACUGGACUGGCUGAUUGGAGCUACAUUCGCUAUCUCCGCGAUAAUCUUCCCCCAGAGACGGUCAUCUUCGCGAACGGCAACAACCUGAACUAUGAAGAUCUGGACCGUUGUCUGGAAGAGACAGGAGCCGAUGGUGUCAUGAGUGCGGAAGGCAACUUGUCUGAUCCGUCAAUUUUCAGCAAGCCCCCUCCGACAACCGAAACGACCGAGGAAGCAGAAGACGGCCCACCUAAGAAGAAGCAAAAGCGCGAGAAGUCGAAGAGAGCGGCCUCCCCCAGUCUUGGUGUAAUGCAGGGUCAUCUCUUCCAGCUGCUUCGCCCCAUGGUCUCCGUGCAUACCAAUGUCCGUGAUGCGCUAGCGAGAUCAAGACCUGGCGAUAUGCCCGCAUUCGAGAAUGUCUUGGCUCUCGUUGAGCAGGCAAUCAAGAAGGGUCUCAAGGAAUACGAGCAGUUCCCGGAACGCUUUGAGAAGGAUCCGAACCAAGAACUGACCGGAUCCAAAGCGACUAUUGCCGAGUACGGCAGACCUUGGUGGAUCUGCCAGCCACACAUUCGGCCACUGCCUGAAGAGGCUGUCGAGCUGGGCGCACUUACUGUGAAGAAGAAGAACGAUGGCAACGAAAAGCCUAAGGCGGACGAGUCUUCUGAAAAGGCCACCCCUGCUGCAGAGGGUUCUGCCACUCCUUCGAAGUCGGACGUGGACGCGACCACCCCUGCCACGACGACUACUCCGGACAACCUGGUGAGCGGUUGA